Pezoporus occidentalis (night parrot) is the source of this 2494-nucleotide messenger RNA. It is a transcript of the gene CNNM4, whose product is annotated as cyclin and CBS domain divalent metal cation transport mediator 4. Bases 1 to 2358 code for a protein of 785 amino acids. The record is from RefSeq and is a predicted model, not a curated record. Gene Ontology annotation, cellular component: plasma membrane; cytoplasm. NCBI's taxonomy places the organism in Eukaryota, Metazoa, Chordata, Aves, Psittaciformes, Psittacidae. The transcript is spliced from 7 exons. Gene Ontology annotation, biological process: magnesium ion transport; intracellular manganese ion homeostasis; magnesium ion homeostasis. Gene Ontology annotation, molecular function: sodium ion transmembrane transporter activity; magnesium ion transmembrane transporter activity.
AUGGCGGCGGGCGGCGGCGGCGGGGUCCGCUCGGUCCCCUCGGUGCUGCUGCUGCCGCCGCCGCUGCUGCUGCUGCUGCUGGCGCUGCCCGGCGCCGCCGCUGCCGCCGCCGUGUCCCGGACGGCGCCUCCGGACGGGUCCAACGUGGUGCUGGGGAUGCGGCUGGAGGAGAGCACGAAGCCGGUGCCGGCGGCUCCGUCCCGCGGGCCCAUCCGUGUGACGGAGGGCAGCGAGCUGGUGCUGCGCUUCUACGGGCAGGGCCUGGGCCCGGGCACCGGGGAACGGGUGGCGUUCGCCGAGCUCCGCCCGGCCGAGAACGGUUCUGCCCCGAACGGCUCCUGUUCCUAUCGCACCCAGGACGUGGUGGUGCAGCCGGGCCCCGCGGAGCUCUUCGACACCUCGGCCCUGCUGCGGGUCCGGGUCCGCGCCCUGCGGAAGGGCGAGAAGGUAAAGACGUACGUGUUGUGCACGCAGCGCCGGGCCGGCCAGGCCUGGCUGCCCCAUCCCGACCCCGACGCCUGGCUCAUGGUGCUGGAGGAGAAGAAGUCGCUGUUGCCGCUGUGGCUGCAGGUGAUCCUCAUCGUGGGGCUCCUGGUGCUGUCGGGCAUCUUCAGCGGGCUCAACCUGGGUCUCAUGGCGCUGGACCCCAUGGAGCUGCGCAUCGUGCAGAACUGCGGCACCGACACCGAGAAGCGUUACGCCCGCAGGAUCGAGCCCAUCCGCCGCAAAGGGAACUACCUGCUGUGCUCCCUGCUGCUGGGCAACGUGCUGGUCAACACCACCCUCACCAUCUUCCUCGAUGACCUCAUCGGUUCCGGCAUCGGCGCCGUCGUCGCUUCCACCAUCGGCAUCGUCAUCUUCGGGGAGAUCGUGCCCCAAGCGCUCUGCUCCCGCCACGGCUUGGCCGUGGGCGCCAACACCAUCGUGGUGACCAAGUUCUUCAUGCUGGCGACGUUCCCCCUCUCCUACCCCAUCAGCAAGCUCCUCGACUGCAUCCUGGGCCAGGAGAUCGGCACCGUUUACAACCGGGAGAAGCUGGUGGAGAUGCUGAAGGUGACGGAGCCCUACAACGACUUGGUGAGGGAAGAGCUCAACAUGAUCCAGGGAGCCCUGGAGCUCCGCACCAAGACGGUGGAGGACGUGAUGACCCCGCUGCAGAACUGCUUCAUGAUCAACAGCGACGCCAUCCUGGACUUCAACACCAUGUCGGAGAUCAUGGAGAGCGGCUACACCCGCAUCCCCGUCUAUGAGGAGGAGCGCUCCAACAUCAUGGACAUCCUCUACGUCAAGGACCUGGCUUUCGUUGACCCUGACGACUGCACCCCCCUCAAGACCAUCACCAAGUUCUACAACCACCCUGUCCACGUUGUCUUCCACGACACCAAGCUGGAUGCCAUGCUGGAGGAGUUCAAAAAGGGGAAGUCCCACCUGGCCAUCGUGCAGAAGGUGAACAACGAGGGCGAAGGGGACCCCUUCUACGAGGUGCUGGGGCUGGUGACGCUGGAGGAUGUCAUCGAGGAGAUCAUCAAGUCGGAGAUCCUGGACGAGUCGGACACGUACACUGACAACCGCAGCAGGAAGCUUGUGAACAACCACAAGGGCAAACGGGACUUCUCGGCCUUCAAGGACCCCGUUGGGGAGCAGAAGGUGAAGGUCUCCCCGCAGCUGCUCUUGGCCGCCCACCGCUUCCUCUCCACAGAGGUGACGCUCUUCACCCCCACCUACAUCUCGGAGAAGAUCCUCCUGCGCCUCCUCAAGUACUCCCACGUCAUCCAGGAGCUGAAGUUCGAUGAGGGCAACAAGAAGGCCCCGCGCCACUUCCUCUACUGCAAGAACAAAGCAGCUGACUACUUCACCCUCAUCCUGCAGGGCAAGGUGGAGGUGGAGACGGGCAAGGAGUGCAUGAAGUUUGAAGCAGGAGCGUUCUCCUACUAUGGGGUGAUGGCCAUCAGCCCCUCUCCUACUGAGAUGCGCUCCCCGUCCCACGUCAGCAGCCUCAACCACUCAGCAUCCCUCAACUACCACGAGCGCUCCGACUCCAUCUCCUCGCCCAUCAGCGGCAGCACCGGCCAGCUCAACACCAGCACCGGCGCCCAGUACGUGCCCGACUUCAGCGUCCGUGCCCUCACCGACCUCCAGUUCGUCAAGAUCAUGCGCCACGAGUACCAGAACGCCCUGACAGCCUCCCGCAUGGACAGUUGUCCCCAGUCCCCCGACAGCAACUGCCCCGGUGCAGACACGGAUGCACCGGAGAAACCCGAACCUUCCAGCACCACCGACGAGACCACGAGCCUCCUGAACAAGAGGAACUGCCUGAGCCGGCGGAGCAACCACAGCCUCUUGGAAAACUCCAUCUGACCCCGGCGCCACCGGCACGGGUUCGGUUUUAGGGGACCCUUUUCUUCCUAAGUAGGUGACACCGUGCCGGGGCGCCCGGAGAAGCCUGGUUGAACCCUUGGUGGCACCGUGGUGGUAAACGGAGCUGGGAUCUGCU